Messenger RNA from Aedes aegypti (yellow fever mosquito), 1991 nucleotides. RefSeq names its product zinc finger protein 275. Gene Ontology annotation, molecular function: DNA-binding transcription factor activity, RNA polymerase II-specific; RNA polymerase II transcription regulatory region sequence-specific DNA binding; zinc ion binding. Gene Ontology annotation, biological process: regulation of transcription by RNA polymerase II. The transcript is spliced from 4 exons. The record is from RefSeq and is a predicted model, not a curated record. NCBI's taxonomy places the organism in Eukaryota, Metazoa, Arthropoda, Insecta, Diptera, Culicidae. Gene Ontology annotation, cellular component: nucleus. The coding region runs from base 138 to 1910 and encodes 590 amino acids.
AAACAAAAAUCGCAUCCAGUCCAUCCAGUUGUAAACAGUGUCGAAAGUCUGAACAUUUUAAUGUUUAUUAAAGUAGUGGAUUAGAUAAUUCAGUUAUUUAGUGAAGUACAACCAAAAUUACAAUUUAAGUAACAGAUAUGCCGCGGAUUUGCUUCAUUCCGGGAUGUCGCACCCACAAGGACUACUACGAGCGGGGAGUGACCAUGUUCUCCUUCCCACGUGAGCCCGAUCAAAUCAAGGCCUGGAAUAGGGCCUGCUUGCGUGAAGCAGACUACCAACCCCCUCGGUAUGCGUGCAUUUGUGAGAAGCACUUCGAACCAGCGGUAUUGGAAAGCAGGACCUCUGGACGGAAGACCUUGAAAAUGGAUGCCGUACCAACGCAGUAUCUGGAUGGAUGGAAACCGGACGUUGAUAACGAUCUGGAAUGUGAUCGUGUAACACCAGCUAGAGUUCCAGUAACGACGGGAUCCAUCGUCGAAGCACGGAAAGUGGAAGAAGUUCUGCUCAAAGAAUCUACGAACGUUUUACCCGAAGUCGAACCAAUUAGGGCAGACUUGUUCUGUCGGCUAUGUGGCAUCAAACAUGAACAGGAUAACAAAUAUGAUCUGGAAGAGCUGCGAAGCGAUCAUCGAAAUGAUGAUAUCUUCAAUGUUUGUUUUCUGGAUUAUGAAGGUCUCGAAGCAGCUAAAACCAUUUGUCCAGGCUGCUACGACAAGGUUGAUUCCGUUGCACGUUUUAUCGAGAAGUGCCAUGAAGGACAACGAAGGCUGCUGGAACACUUCAGUGAGCUGAUGCAGAUGCCUAUACCUGACCAAGCUGGUGUAGACGACCAGUUCAAUAGAAGCGAAGAUGAAUAUCUCGAAGAUGGUAAUAAUGAUGCAAAUCUAUCAGAUGACGAUGACUUUGAAACUGAGGAGAUGAAAAAUGCUCGCAUGGAUCGCUACAUAGACAAGCUGAUGAAGAAGUACAAAUCCGUCAGGGGAAAAAUUCGCGGAUCAAAAAGCUGGGAAUGUCUCGACUGUCGUGAAAUAUUUCAACGUCGUACUCAUCUAGCAAAACAUCGAAGCACGUGUCCGCUGGUCGGGAGUGAAGAUUCGAAGCGCCGUGGACCGUUUCGCUGCGAAGUCUGUGAUAAGCUUCUGAGCACGUUGCCUGGCUAUCGUUAUCAUCUUAUCAAGAAGCACGACAAUAAGGAAGAGGGUGAUAAUUCUCCCGAAGAGCUACGUUUGUUGAAAUCGAACAAGUUAAUAACCUGCCCAUUAUGCUCGGACAGCUUUGCCACUGUGGCCAAGCUGAGGUACCAUCUGCCUAGUCAUAAAAGCACCAACAAGGGACGUGACUCCGAGGGCAAUAGCUGCUCCGCCAGAACCGGCGACAAUGGCUCCAUGUGUAGUUUUUGCGGGAAGAUGGAACGCAGUGCUGCCUCGUUGGAAAUUCAUAUGAAGUUCCAUUUGAAACAGAAGGAUUGGCAUUGCGAUAAAUGUGACAAACAGUACUAUACAAAGGCCGAUCUGAAAACACAUGUCUUGGCAGUGCAUGAUAAGGUAACCUACCCAUGUAAAGUGUGCGGUGUGAUACUAAAGUCGAAGAUCACUUUUGCGCGACACAAACGUAUACACGAUGUAUCACUUCAAAAAACGUGCAGCUUCUGUACGAAGAGGUUCACAACCACAAAUGCCCUGAACAAACAUGUUCGCAGCAGGCAUCAAGGUUUGGAACUGGACGAUAUGGAGCACUCCGACGAGGCGGAAGAACAUGGCGAAGAUAAAACCGGAUGGGAUGUAAGUGGAGACGAAGGUGGCUUCCAGGAAAUUAUCGAAGAAGUCGUUAUGACAGAACAGUCGUUGGAUUUCGACUCGAAGGAUGACAUCAAACAGGAACCAUUGCUGAUUAUUGAAGCGGUGGAAUAGAAAGGUAAAUACAGAUGAAUUAAAACGAAUAUUUUUUGGUAAUAUGAGGUUUCUCAUAAUGUUAAACAAUCUCUGAACUUA